AUGGCACACCAAACAGAUUCCGAAUCCGCACACUCCACCCCCUCCUCCCCAUCAACAACAAUCACCUCAACCCAAACAGACCCAAACCCCGACAACUCCCUCGACGACAUCUUCGGCUCCUCGCCAACAGAACGAGACCUCAACCUCUCACACACAUCCCAAAACGCCGACGCAUCCGAACCCUCCGACCUCCCUUCCCUACGCCGCCAACACGUCACAGCAGGCUACCGCGACGGCACCGCCGCCUCCAAAGGCGCACACGUGCAGAACGGCUUCGACGCAGGGUUCCCGGUCGGUGCGCAGAUGGGCAUGCGAGCCGGGACGGUGCUUGGUAUUAUGGAGGGCCUGCUACGCGGAUUCGAAGAGCGCAGUGGGCCGGGCGUCGUCAAGAAGCCCGGUGUGCGGGGCACGGCUGAGUCUACGGAUAAGGACGGGGUGGAUGGAUUGCAGCGGGAGAAGAGGGAGCAGAUUCGGACGCUCUACGAGGCUGCGCUGAAGGAAUUGGAUGUAAGGGCUGUUUUUGCGGAGGUUGAGUCUAAGCCUGCGGAUGGGGAGGAGGAGGAGAAGGCGGAGAGGCUGCUUGCGCAAAGGGGAGAGGGGGUUUUGGCGAAAUGGGAGGGGAGGGUUGAUGUUCCGAGGUGGGAGGAGAAUAUGGAGGCGUUGGAGAUGGAGAGGGAGAAGACGGAGGAUGCUGUGCAGAGGGGUUGA
Penicillium bovifimosum is the source of this 708-nucleotide messenger RNA. Its product is annotated as Yae1 family protein. The coding region runs from base 1 to 708 and encodes 235 amino acids. The record is from RefSeq and is a predicted model, not a curated record. NCBI's taxonomy places the organism in Eukaryota, Fungi, Ascomycota, Eurotiomycetes, Eurotiales, Aspergillaceae. The transcript has a single exon.